Pygoscelis adeliae (Adelie penguin) is the source of this 629-nucleotide messenger RNA. It is a transcript of the gene ENY2, whose product is annotated as enhancer of yellow 2 homolog (Drosophila). The coding region runs from base 143 to 433 and encodes 96 amino acids. The record is from RefSeq and is a predicted model, not a curated record. Gene Ontology annotation, biological process: regulation of transcription by RNA polymerase II; poly(A)+ mRNA export from nucleus; positive regulation of DNA-templated transcription. Gene Ontology annotation, molecular function: chromatin binding; transcription coactivator activity. The transcript has 4 exons. NCBI's taxonomy places the organism in Eukaryota, Metazoa, Chordata, Aves, Sphenisciformes, Spheniscidae. Gene Ontology annotation, cellular component: SAGA complex; DUBm complex; nuclear pore.
CGCUGCGGGGAGGCGUAAAUGGGCGUGGCGCUGCACGUAGUUCUGUGCAAGUGACUUUUCUUUUCGUUGUGUUGAUACCGCCAGUGUUUGUCAAAACUCUCUUCUGCUCUGUGUAGGUUUGUGACAAACCUAGAUUUCCAAAAUGAAUAAAGAUGCCCAGAUGAGAGCAACCAUUAACCAAAAGCUAAUAGAAACAGGAGAGCGAGAGCGCCUUAAAGAGUUGCUGAGAGCCAAAUUAAUUGAAUGCGGCUGGAAAGAUCAGUUGAAGGCACACUGCAAAGAUGUCAUUAAAGAAAAAGGAUUAGAGCAUGUUACUGUUGAUGAUUUGGUGGCAGAAAUCACUCCCAAAGGCAGAGCCCUGGUACCAGACAGUGUAAAGAAAGAACUCUUGCAAAGAAUAAGAACCUUCCUUGCGCAGCAUGCCAGUCUUUAACUUUGACGUUCAGCUGGGAUACAGUGUCUCUCUUUCUGUAUUAUGUCAAUCAUGUCAGGAUUGGAAUGCAGUUUCCAUACUUAAGGAUGGAAAAUCUUUUUUUUUUUUUUUUUUGGAUGAUGAGUUGACGUUUCUUUGCAUUGCAUCAAUUUCUUAAACUUGGUGUUAUUUUAAUAAAAAAUUUUGUGGACUUGUG